Molecule: messenger RNA, 1250 nt
Organism: Emys orbicularis (European pond turtle)
Lineage: Eukaryota; Metazoa; Chordata; Testudines; Emydidae
Gene: FAM174C
Product: family with sequence similarity 174 member C
Exons: 3
Coding region: 1-465 (154 amino acids)
Cellular component (GO): extracellular region
Source: RefSeq, a predicted model, not a curated record
AUGGUCCCGCGGGAGCUCGGUUGCCUCCUUCUCCUCCUGCUCUUCCUGCUCGGCGCCUGCGCGGUGUCCAGCUCCCCCGGGCCGGCGGGGACCUCGCCGCCCCCGGGCACCGCCGCCAACGGGACGGGGCCGGCCGGGAACCACAGCGACAGCGGGAUCCGAGGCCUGGACCUGCUGGGCGGGCGGUUCCCCGCGGUACAACGGGGCUUCUACGUGCUCACCGGCCUCUGCGCGCUGGCCGCGCUCUACUUCCUGGUGCGGGCGCUGCGGUUGAAGAAACCUCAGCGGAAGAAAUAUGGUCUCCUUUCAAACUAUGACGAAAAUAUGGAGUUGGGUUCUCUCGACAGCGAUGAAGAGACAGUGUUUGAAACAAGAAAUCUGAGACGCAUGUUUUCGGUUCCGUGUGGACACCCUGGUAGAUUACUCUGCAGUAUGCCUCAGGCAAAGCUUUCGCGGCCCUCCUAGAGUGCCACUGGUAACACCUCCUCUUCUGAAAAAUGGAUCUGGUGUGUGUCCUACUUCCUGUUCUGGGUGUGAAUGUGAGAGGCCACUCGCUCUGGCUGCUGCCUCUUGCCAUUGGCCUGCCCAGUCUGCUCCCUCCAGACCCUUGAGCUUCAGAUCCUGACUUGGUUGUUGACAGAGGGCCUGAUUCUCAGGACACGAGCACUACGGAAGUCGAUGUGAGUUGAGGAUGAUCAGGACCAAGAUUGUGUGAUCCUCCAUAAUGUUCACGCAGACAUUGACCAGCGUGUGCUCCAGCUAACCACUGUAGAGUCUGCUUGAAACUGUUAGGGUUGUUUAAGCCAAAGGCUAAUUAACAAAGUUUACAUAAUUCUCUCUAAUCUGUUUGGGGGUUUGUAUCGAGUUAUCCAGUACUAACAUCGAACUACUCACCGCUGAACUAAUAGGCAAAUUGUCUGGGGCUUCUGCUGCGGUUAAUGAGAUUGAUUCAAAGUGAUACUGGGCUGGAGCGCACUACUGUUAAUGCUGUACUCCUGUUUUAUUUCAUUUGCACAUGACUUGAAUGUGAUCUGUAGCAUUGAAGUGCUGAGAGAUGGACCUGUGGUCUGAACAGAUUGCUAGGCAGUCAAUAAAAAAGCACUCUAGUGCAUAGUGUUUUCCCUCCCCCUUGGAUUGUGUUUAUUUUUAAACAGCAGCCAAUCCUGUAUUGAUCGUUCAUUUUCCUUUUGGUCACCACUUUUCUCCACCCCUCGUAUUGUCAAAUAAAAUAAAACAUUCCAUUUCAACAG